UUUCCUCAGAGCUUAAAUAUUACAUGGGUCAAGGUUCAUUGACGUGGGAGGGGGCACAGACGGCUUGCCGAGCCAAUGGAGAUGACUUAGCGAGCAUCCUCACCCAAGAGGAUUACACAGCAUUCCAAAGCAUAAAAGAGACACAGCAGUAUGAUAUGUGGAUCGGACUCUACUGGAAGACUUCUACCAGAAUGUGGCAGUGGUCCAAUGGGGACCUCUUCCCAUACUGUGUGUCUGAGCCUCAACUGGGUGCUAGUAACUGCUGCUCCCUGACCCGUCAGGGCCAUGGACAGACUGAACACGCUUCCCUGGACAAGAUAGACUGCUCUCUGAAGAGGCCGUUCCUUUGCACUGGAAAAAAGAGAAUCAAGCAGACCAUUGUAAGGAUGUCUCUGAAAUCUAUCUCAGGAGCUGACCUCAAUGACCCAGUGGUAAAGGAACAGAUGUUGGAGCAGAUCAGAAAGGAGUUGGCUAAGAACGGGAACUUUAUCCAAGGCUUAAGCUGGAGAGAACUGCCCAAUGGGGAUGUUUUUCGCAAAACAGUUGAACUUGGAAGCCCUGAAGAAGGUCAGUGUGGGUCUGGAUGAAGAGGACCAACCAUGAUGAUACAACAGGAGAGGGAUAGAAGGUCCAAGAAAACCACAUGAUUUUUAAUCACUUGUAUUCAUAUAUAUACAUAAUUCCAUGUGUUAUUUCAUAUUUGUCUUACCUAUUACUCUACAGUAUAGAAAAUUGUUUUAAAAAGAAACCCUUGAAUGAGUAGGUGUUCAAACUUGACUGACACUUUUAUAAUUGUAACACCUUAUAACACAUAAUACAAUAUUAUUUUAGUCAUUGCUUUUCAAGUUAUGAAAUAUAUGAAGUAAUUUAUAUUAGA
Molecule: messenger RNA, 877 nt
Organism: Oncorhynchus tshawytscha (Chinook salmon)
Lineage: Eukaryota; Metazoa; Chordata; Actinopteri; Salmoniformes; Salmonidae
Product: rheacalcin-2-like
Exons: 4
Coding region: 24-587 (187 amino acids)
Source: RefSeq, a predicted model, not a curated record